GCUUCCGCGGCGCCGAGCGAGGAGAGAGGCUGCGGUGACGAGCAGCGGCCGCGCCGACAUGGGUGCGUCGGUGUUGCCCUAGGACAGGCGCCCGGGGACCCCAGUGGAAGCGGCGGCAGCCUCGGCGGCGAGCCUUCCCAGCGGCGGCGGCGGCCGCAGAAGCAGCGCGGCCAGGAUGAGCGGGAGCGGCGCGGCGCCCGGGCCGGGCUCGGGCUCCUCCCCGGCCGCCUGCCGCUUCGCGCACUACUUCGUGCUGUGCGGGAUCGACGCGGACAGCGGACUGGAGCCGGACGAGCUGGCGGUUUUGUACCAAUGGCUAGAAGCAGAUCGUCAUGGCAAGAGCCAAGAUGCUGCAAAUACGACUUCAGGUGAAAAUUUUGACCAGAGCCCUCUGAGAAGAACAUUUAAAUCCAAAGUUCUUGCCCAUUAUCCUCAGAAUAUAGAAUGGAAUCCUUUUGAUCAAGAUGCAGUGAACAUGUUGUGUAUGCCUAAAGGUCUGUCUUUCAGAACACAAACUGACAACAAAGAUCCUCAGUUCCACUCCUUUAUUAUUACCCGGGAAGAUGGCUCCCGCACUUACGGUUUUGUUCUUACUUUUUAUGAAGAAGUUACAAGCAAGCAAAUCUGCACAGCAAUGCAGACGCUGUACCAGAUGCACAACGCUGAGCAUUACAGCAGUGUGUAUGCUUCGUCCUCCUGCAGCAUGGACUCACUGGCAAGCAGCAUUGAUGAGGGAGAUACAACUUCUCUUUUGAAACUCCAGAGAUACAACUCUUAUGACAUCAGCAGAGACACUUUGUAUGUUUCCAAAAGCAUAUGCCUGAUAACACCGCUGCCUUUCAUGCAGGCCUGUAAGAAAUUCCUCAUCCAGCUUUACGAGGCAGUUACCUCACAGCAGCCACCACCCUUGCCACUUGAGAGCUACAUCCAUAAUAUCCUUUAUGAAGUACCCCUUCCUCCUCCAGGAAGAUCACUGAAAUUUUAUGGUGUUUAUGAGCCCGUCAUUUGCCAGAGGCCUGGGCCCAAUGAACUGCCUCUCUCGGAUUAUCCUCUUCGGGAGGCCUUUGAGCUCCUGGGAUUGGAAAACCUGGUGCAGGUAUUUACCUGUGUCCUUUUAGAGAUGCAGAUACUUCUCUACUCACAAGAUUACCAGCGCUUGAUGACUGUGGCGGAAGGCAUCACCACACUUUUGUUCCCAUUUCAGUGGCAGCAUGUUUAUGUGCCUAUUCUCCCUGCUUCUCUGCUACAUUUUCUUGAUGCUCCUGUUCCUUAUCUGAUGGGCCUUCAGUCAAAAGAAGGAACUGACCGUUCUAAACUAGAACUUCCUCAAGAGGCUAAUUUGUGUUUUGUAGAUAUUGACAACCAUUUUAUUGAACUGCCUGAAGAAUUUCCACAGUUCCCCAAUAAGGUGGAUUUCAUCCAGGAACUCUCUGAAGUUCUUCUUCAGUUUGGGAUCCCUCCUGAGGGCAGCCUACACGGCAGCGAGAGUGCCACCAAGCUGAAGAAUCUAGUUUUGAAGGACUUGGUCAAUGACAAAAAGAAUGGGAAUGUCUCCACUAAUAACAUCAGCAUGUAUGAGUUACUUAAGGGCAAUGAAACUAUAGCCCGACUCCAGGCUCUAGCUAAGAGGACUGGUGUGACUGUGGAAAAAAUGGACCUCUCUGCAUCUCUGGGAGAGAAAGAAAAAGAUUUAAAGUUGCAAUGUGAAGAGGCUGAACUGAGGGACUACAAGCUCAAUGUUCAGCUCCGUGAAGUCUUUGCUAACCGCUUUACACAGAUGUUUGCGGAUUAUGAAGCAUUUGUGAUUCAGACGGCCCAGGAUAUGGAAUCCUGGCUGACUAAUCGGGAACAGAUGCAGAACUUUGACAAAGCUUCCUUUCUGUCUGACCAGCCUGAGCCUUACCUACCGUUUCUUUCACGCUUCAUUGAAACACAGAUGUUUGCCACCUUUAUUGAUAAUAAGAUUAUAUCUCAGUGGGAAGAGAAAGAUCCUUUGCUUCGGGUCUUUGACUCUCGUAUUGAGAAGAUAAGAUUGUAUAACGUCAGGGCACCCACCAUGCGGACAUCUAUAUAUCAGAAAUGCAGCACUUUGAAAGAAGCAGCCCAAUCAAUUGAGCAGCGACUGAUGAAAAUGGAUCAUACAGCAAUUCACCCACAUCUACUUGAUAUGAAAAUUGGUCAAGGCAAAUAUGAGCGAGGGUUCUUUCCAAAGUUACAAUCCGAUGUGUUGGCAACAGGACCAACCAAUAACAAUCGGUGGGUAAGUCGGAGUGCCACCACGCAGCGCAGGAAGGAACGCCUUCGCCAGCACUCUGAGCACAUUGGACUUGACAAUGACUUGAGGGAGAAAUACAUGCAAGAGGCUCGAAGUUUAGGAAAAAACCUGAGACAACCCAAAUUGUCAGACCUGUCUCCUGCUGUGAUUGCACAGACCAACUGGAAGUUUGUAGAAGGUUUAUUAAAAGAAUGUAGAAUGAAGACAAAACGCAUGUUGGUGGAGAAGAUGGGACAUGAAGCAGUAGAGCUGGGUCAUGGAGAAGCAAACAUAACCGGCCUAGAGGAGAACACCUUGAUCGCCAGCCUCUGUGACCUGCUGGAAAGGAUAUGGAGCCACGGCCUGCAGAUCAAGCAGGGAAAAUCAGCUUUGUGGUCACAUUUAAUUCAGUUUCAGGACAGAGAAGAGAAGCAAGAGCACCUUGCAGAAUCACCAGUUGCCCUAGGACCAGAAAGAAGAAAAUCUGACUCAGGAGUUAUGUUGCCAACACUUAGGGUCUCCCUCAUCCAAGACAUGAGGCACAUUCAGAACAUGAGUGAGAUCAAGACAGAUGUCGGACGAGCCCGGGCAUGGAUAAGAUUAUCUCUAGAAAAGAAGCUCUUGUCCCAGCAUCUCAAGCAGUUGCUCUCUAACCAACCACUCACCAAGAAGCUUUAUAAGCGAUACGCAUUUCUACGUUGUGAAGAAGAAAGAGAGCAGUUUCUUUACCAUCUGCUCUCCCUCAAUGCUGUGGACUACUUCUGCUUCACCAGCGUGUUCACCACCAUCAUGAUUCCGUAUAGGUCAGUGAUCAUCCCAAUCAAAAAGCUGAGUAACGCAAUCAUCACCUCCAACCCUUGGAUCUGUGUGGCAGGAGAGUUGGGAGACACGGGAGUGAUGCAGAUUCCCAAAAACCUCCUUGAAAUGACUUUUGAGUGUCAGAACUUGGGGAAGCUAACUACUGUGCAGAUAGGUCAUGAUAACUCAGGCCUGUUAGCCAAAUGGCUAGUGGAUUGUGUGAUGGUCAGAAAUGAAAUCACGGGGCAUACCUACAGGUUCCCUUGUGGACGGUGGCUAGGGAAAGGCAUUGAUGAUGGAAGCCUGGAAAGAAUUCUCAUUGGAGAAUUGAUGACCACAGUGUCAGAUGAGGAUCUGGUAAAACAGUGUCGAACUCCACCCCAGCAGAAAUCACCCACCUCUGCUAGGAGAUUAAGCAUUACUUCACUGACAGGAAAAACACCCAAGCCCAGUGCUGGACAGAUCCAAGAAGGAAUUGGAGAAGCUGUGAAUAAUAUCGUGAAACAUUUUCACAAACCGGAAAAAGAGAGAGGAAGCCUCACCGUGCUGCUAUGUGGAGAAAAUGGCCUGGUGGCAGCACUUGAGCAAGUUUUCCACCAUGGGUUCAAAUCCGCCCGCAUCUUCCACAAGAAUGUCUUCAUCUGGGACUUUAUAGAGAGAGCUGUUGCUUAUUUUGAAACCACUGACCAGACUCUAGACAAUGAAGAUGAUGUCCUCAUUCAGAAAUCAUCCUGCAAAACAUUCUGCCACUAUGUCCACGCUAUUAAUAAUGCACCCAGGAAUAUCGGAAAGGAUGGCAAAUUUCAGAUUUUGGUUUGCCUUGGAACAAGGGAUCGCCUGCUCCCACAGUGGAUUCCACUAUUAGCCGAGUGUCCUGCCAUUACCCGAAUGUAUGAAGAGAGCGCCCUCCUUCGAGACCGCAUGACUGUCAACUCCCUCAUCCGCAUCCUGCAGACCAUUCAGGACUUCACCAUAGUCUUGGAAGGAUCACUCAUCAAAGGAGUGGAUGUGAACCCCAUUGGCUAGGAGCUCUCAGUCCAGACCCCUUCCUCCUGAACCUUCCCUGCCACACAAGUCCAUAUGGACCAAUUUGGACUUGUCUGAUGCAGUAGUGAGUCACUGCAGGGGGCAGUCCACCUUAUCCCCCACUUUGAACAAUCCUUAUGCUACAGAUAAGGCAAAUGCUGUAUUGUAGUUCAUUUGAACCUGGAAUUUAGUAUAAAAUAGAAUAUUUUCAUGUGUUAGAUGUGUGUAAAUACGCUAUCUUUAAGAUACUAUAUUACUCUAAUAAGAUACUUUUCUUAGAUUGAAUACUACUGUGACUUAAAAAUAGUAGUUUAAACACAUUGCGGGUUGGGGGAGAAGAGUGGUGCUAGUCAGGAAGAAGCCAGUAAACAUGUAAAUACAGUGUGACCCAGCGCGACUUUUUUUUUCCCCCGUCCACUUGUCACAAAGGAACCCAAAAUGCAGUGUUGUGCUGUGGCCAUCCAUCUCGGUGUCCCCGCCUUUGUAUUGUGAAAGUAAACAGAUUUAUCUGUUGUAUCUUUUUAGUUACAAACUGUUUCAUAUGUUUGAAUCAUGAGUCACUUUUCCAGUUUUUGGGAAAAAUUUUUGAGUCAGCAUAAGAUGAAGAUAGAAUUCAAGUAUUUUAAAUACUGGACCCCCAGAGCUUGACUGAACUGGAAAGAGAACACACAAAAACCCAAGAAAUGUGCUAAAUUGUGGGAUUAUAACUUCUUUACACUUUGGAAAGAUUAGCCUAGACCAACUUCAUUCUUGGCAUUUUUAUUCUUGUUCUUUGAGGUAUUUUGGGAAGAUGUAAAUUUCAAAGUGUUGGCCUCAUAGUUAGAGGAACUGCAAACAGCAGUUUUCGAUUGUGCUUUUUCAUUUUGCCAUCUAAACCUUGCAGUGGUGCUUUAGCUGUUAAGGUUUACCACAGCCCUGGCUCCGUUGGGUUCCAGUCACCCCUCUUUCCCCUCUACCCAUGCCCAUCCCCCUCUCAGGAAAUGGGAAGAAUGUUUAAGAAGGAGGAGAGCUCUGUGUGACUUGGAAUGUUUUUGUGAAAGUAAGUAUUUGUUGACCAUGAUAAUGCAAAUAACAGAAGGAGAAAGAAAGAAUGAACUCUUUCUGGGUGUUUCAAGGGACGCUUUAUGUUUCUCUGUAGGAAGGGAUAAAAAUGUACAACAACUGGUCCUAGAGAAGUUAAAAACCACUGCAAGACAGAGUGACAAAAUGAAAGCAAAACUAGAGGCAACAGUUUUUGAAAGACCAAAAGUUGUGAAUAACUUUCUAGUUUGGUAUUCUUUCAUAAGAAUGUUGCAUAAGUGUGGUAUUAGCUGGUUACUUAACUCCUCAUCUUAUGGCAGGUCAUGUAACUCUAAUUAGGCAUCUGCACAUUUCAGCAGUUGAAUUGCCUCAGUCAUGCUCUAGGUUUUAUUCCCAGUGUGACUGAGAAGUGCAGCCAUGGCCUCUCCGGAUCCUUGUGCAACCUGAGGGUUCUGGGCCUUACCCAGCAGUGCUGUUUCCCGGAGGAAGAAACUAUUGAAACAAGUGCCUCCCUCCCUUUAGUAAAUACUGUAUUCAUUCAGGACAGCCACAGAACAGCGCACUGAACAUAGUGGGAUUUAGUAUUUGAGAAAAAGAGGGUUGAACACUGUUAUCAGAAACUCAUGG
Messenger RNA from Elephantulus edwardii (Cape elephant shrew), 5725 nucleotides. RefSeq names its product DENN/MADD domain containing 5B (gene DENND5B). Bases 176 to 4078 code for a protein of 1300 amino acids. The record is from RefSeq and is a predicted model, not a curated record. Gene Ontology annotation, molecular function: small GTPase binding; guanyl-nucleotide exchange factor activity. The transcript has 22 exons. NCBI's taxonomy places the organism in Eukaryota, Metazoa, Chordata, Mammalia, Macroscelidea, Macroscelididae.